AUGCGCGUGAGAAAACGCCUUCUUCGCACCAUUUCGCACGAGCUCUUCGACCUCUUUUUCUUCCUCCUCGUCCUCGCGUACGUCCGCGUGGCGCCGUACACGAAAGUCGAGGAAUCGUUCAACACGCAAGCAACGCACGACGUGAUUUUCCACGCGAAUGAACUCAACGUGUGGGACCACAAAGAGUUCCCAGGGGUUGUGCCUCGGACAUUUCUCGGGCCGUUAGUGUUAGGAAAAAUGACGAAGAUUCUCGCGAGAGCGAUGGAGCUCGUCGUGAACAGUAAUCCGGUGACGAAACGCGUGUUUAGAAACGAGAAGAUUUGGGGCGAAUUGAAGCACUUGGUGGAGACUUUGAACGAGGAAGAGACGUUCGUGAGAACGAAAAUGCAUUAUCAAGUCAUAAUGAGGAUGAUUUUAGGCUGCGCGUCGACUCUUUCCUUGCACAAGUUUCAUACGGUAAUAGGGAAGAAUUUCGGGAACGACGUCGCGGUAUAUGCGAGCGCUCUCGCGUUGGCGCAGUUUCAUCUGGCGUUUUACGCUUCGAGGCCGUUGCCGAACAUUUUUGCGUUCGCGUUGACGACGUUUGCGUUGAGUUUAUGGUUAGAAGAGAGGAGAGGAUUAAAGAUUAAUAGUUCGGUUUUGGAUACUUUGGCGAUAAUGGUUGUGAGCAUGGUCGUGGCGGUAUUUCGGUGCGAUAAUAUUUUGUUGUUGGCGCCUUUGGGGAUACACGUGACGUUGUUUCGCAUGACAGAUAUAUACGACGCGAGUUUGCGGAUUAUCGCGAACGUUAUGGCGAUGGUAACCGUGAUCGUGGCAUUUGCGUACACGUCGAUUACGAUUGAUUCUAGACAUUGGGAUCAGGAAUAUUUAUGGCCAGAGUGGGAAGUGUUGUCCUUUAACAAUCCGAUGGGCGCGAAUCGCAGUCACCAUUACGGGACGAAACCGUUUUUGUGGUACGCGUAUUCCGCGUUGCCGAGAAUGUUAUUGAUUGCGUAUCCGUUGAGUAUGUAUGGGUUUAAACACGAACGCCGGUGUCGAUCGGCGUUUAUGAUCGCGUCGUUCUUUGUUUUCGCGUAUUCCUUUUUAGGACACAAAGAGUUGCGUUUUCUCUUCCCGGUCUUGCCUUUGUUCAAUUUCUGCGCGGCGUGCGGGAUGCACCGAUUGAAUUUGAACAGAAAGAAGAGCAUAAAGGGAAACUUUUUGCACGCGCUCGCGUGGAUGGGCGUUAUAGUCAGUUGUGCCGUAUCUAUUGGUGUAUUCGCCAAAGCGUCCAUCGCAAACUAUCCCGGCGGAGAAGCGUUGGCCGCCUUCCACGAGUUGAACCCGGAACACAACACCUUGGGCCACGUGAGAAUACACAUAGACGACCAUUGCGCGCAAACUGGCGCCUCUCGGUUCGGUCAAGCUUAUCACGAUCACAAUGUCAUCGUGUACAACAAAAGGCAAGACCACGAACACGAGGGUCAUUUACAUGCCAUGUUACACGACGACGGUUCCCGAGGGCACGAUUGGUUAAUCAACGAAUACAAAAAAAUGCCUGGGUAUGAAAUCAUGCGAAAUAUAACAGGGUUCACCGGCGUAAAACUGAACAAAAAGUUUCCAUUCUGGCCGCCGUUGCUGGUGGAGAAAGACGUUCGAGUGAAAGUAUGGAGACGGAGACACGGAGACGCGCGCCACUGGUUCGAAAAAAAUAAUCGGGAAGACGCGUUCGACCACCAGCAGGAAAUGAUUUGGGCACACUCCGGCGCUCGCCAACACGACGAUAACCAUCCGUACAGGAAAGAUCCAGGGAACAGACCAGAUUCAUGGACGAGUAGUGAUGAUGAUAGUUACAAGAAGAACAAAUAG
Messenger RNA from Bathycoccus prasinos, 1848 nucleotides. RefSeq lists its product with no specific name. Gene Ontology annotation, molecular function: alpha-1,6-mannosyltransferase activity. The coding region runs from base 1 to 1848 and encodes 615 amino acids. The transcript has a single exon. Gene Ontology annotation, cellular component: endoplasmic reticulum membrane. The record is from RefSeq and is a predicted model, not a curated record. NCBI's taxonomy places the organism in Eukaryota, Viridiplantae, Chlorophyta, Mamiellophyceae, Mamiellales, Bathycoccaceae. Gene Ontology annotation, biological process: protein N-linked glycosylation.